Diaporthe citri is the source of this 1446-nucleotide messenger RNA. RefSeq lists its product as uncharacterized. The transcript has a single exon. Bases 1 to 1446 code for a protein of 481 amino acids. Gene Ontology annotation, molecular function: RNA binding; peptidyl-prolyl cis-trans isomerase activity. Gene Ontology annotation, cellular component: nucleus. The record is from RefSeq and is a predicted model, not a curated record. Gene Ontology annotation, biological process: protein peptidyl-prolyl isomerization. Lineage: Eukaryota; Fungi; Ascomycota; Sordariomycetes; Diaporthales; Diaporthaceae.
AUGUCCGUCCUCCUCGAAACGAGCGCUGGCGACAUUGUGAUCGACCUGCUGGUCGACUACGCGCCGAAGCUCUGCGAAAACUUCCUGAAGCUGUGCAAGGUCAAAUACUACAACUUUUCACCGAUCCACUCCAUCCAGAAGAACUUCUCCUUCCAGACCGGCGACCCCCUCGGCCCUCUAUCCGCACAAUCCGAUGGCGGCUCGUCCAUCUGGGGGCUCGGGUCCUCCGACCCGGCUGAGCGAACCUUUCCCGCCCUGUUCCACCCCAAGUUGAAACACCUCGAGCGCGGAACCGUCAGCAUGGCCACGGCACCGAAUGCUGCCGACGGCGGAGAGACCAGGCUGGCGGGGAGCCAAUUCAUCGUGACAUUGGGCGACGACACAGACUAUCUCGACGGGAAGGCCGCAAUAUUUGGGAAGGUCGUGGAGGGCUUCGACGUGCUGGAAAAGAUCAACGAGGCUAUCAUCGACGACAAGGGCCACCCUCUUGUCGACAUCCGAAUCAAACAUACUGUCGUACUCGACGACCCCUACCCAGAUCCCGCUGGCUUGCGCGAGCCAAGCAGCUCGCCCGUGCCUAGCAAGGCUCAGCUGGCCACCGUGCGGAUCGCCGAGGGCGAGGCCGAGAAGCUGGACGAGGAAGACAAUGAGGAGGCAGCAGCGGCGGCAGAGAAGGCCCGGCGCGAGAGGGAAGCGCGCGCUCAGGCGCUCACCCUCGAGAUGAUGGGCGACCUGCCCUUCGCCGAGGUCAAGCCGCCCGAGAACGUCCUCUUCGUGUGCAAGCUGAACCCAGUCACGGUCGACUCGGACCUCGAGCUCAUCUUCAGCCGGUUCGGCAAGAUCCUCUCGUGCGAGGUCAUCCGCGACCGCAAGACCGGGGACAGCCUCCAGUACGCCUUCAUCGAGUUUGAGGACAAGACCGCCUGUGAGACGGCGUACUUCAAGAUGCAGGGCGUGCUGAUCGACGACCGGAGGAUCCACGUUGACUUCUCCCAGAGCGUGAGUCGUUUGAGCGCGACGUGGCGCGACGAGACCAACCAGAAGAGGCGCAAGCACGCCGCGGGCGGGAACAGGGGCGGCUGGGGCGGCGUCAAGGAGCUCGAGAAGUGGAAGAAGUACCGGGACGAGGACGACGCGCCCGAGCGGGGAGACCGUUAUCAGAUGCUGGUGGACGAGCCUGCGGAGGGCAAGGCGCCGGUGACGGGAGACAAUGGUCGGGCACGGCCAGACGGUUCCAGCCGCGACCACCGCGACCGCCGUGACAGCCGGUCACCUCCGUCACGUCGCCGAGAGCAGGACAGAGGCUACCGGAAGCACGACCGGAGCUCGAGCCCGCGGGGUGAGCGCCACUACGAUUCGAGGAGGCACCGAGACCGUGAUGGUGAUCGGAGGGGCCGUCGUGAGCGAGACCGUGGCAGGGCUUACGAUGAUUACAGGAGACGGUGA